CAAUAAUAAUUAUGUGGAUUCAGGAGAAAAGCUCACGCUUCCCAACAGCCCAAGUACUGAACUAAAAGCACUUGCUAUGCUUAUUUGAAAAAAACUCACCCCAAAAUUGUGAAAAUAAUCGGUGCAAAUACUCUGGAAUCAAGAUGGAUGGGUGGGAUUUUAUAAAUGAAGUAGGACCUAGCGGCGUCAAGGAUAAAUUUUCUAAUGGGUCGAAACAAAUGGAAUUUGAUGAUGAUGUAGACUUCAACUAUUCUGAUUCUGAAGAUGAGGUGGAUUGUGCCCUGCAAGAACUGGACAAAGGCUUCUUGAAAGGGUUCUGUAAGAAGGCUUCAACGGCGUUCUUCGAGAAAUAUGGUUUAAUUAGACACCAGAUCAAUUCUUACAAUGACUUUGUUAAGCAUGGGAUCCAACAAGUCUUUGAAUCCAUUGGGGAGAUUAUGAUUGAACCUGGAUAUGAUCCUACAAAAAGAGGAGAUGGUGAGUGGAGACGUGCAACUCUUAGGUUUGGAAAAGUCACACUUGAUCGCCCUACAUUCUGGACCGGUGAAAAGUUUUCUUCGGUUGAUGGUGCUAAAGAGUUUUUGGAGCUUUUGCCCAGGCAUGCACAUCUUCAAAAUAUGACCUAUUCAUCCAGGAUUAAAGUUGAGACUUUUCUUCAGGUGUACACAGAAAGCCCCUCGAGAAGUGACAAAUUCAAAACUGGUGUAGAUAUAGUUGUUGAGAAGACAAUACUGAGUGAGACUCAGACUGAUGUUAACUUUGGGAGACUCCCUGUCAUGGUGAAAUCGGACUUAUGCUGGAUGAGUUCACCUGAACCUGAUGGUAAAGAAAAAAGAGAUUGUGAAUUUGAUCAAGGGGGUUAUUUUGUUAUCAAGGGUGCUGAGAAGACAUUCAUUGCUCAGGAGCAAAUAUGCCUUAAAAGGCUGUGGGUGGCUAAGGAUCCUACAUGGACAGUUGCAUAUCGUCCAGUGGCAAAAAGGAAUCGAGUGUAUAUAAAAUUGAUUCCAAAAGUGGAGCAUUUGAUAGCUGGAGACAAGAUCCUCACUGCCUACUUUUAUGUCACGGAGAUUCCUAUUUGGCUUUUGUUCUUUGCUCUGGGUGUUCCAAAUGAUAGAGAGGUGGUUAAGCUGAUUGGUCUGGACACUGAUGAAAACUCUGCAAUUUCAAAUAUACUCGUGCCAUCGAUAUAUGAUGCUGAUAAGAAAUUUGAUGGUUUCCGUAAGGCAGGCAAUGCUAUUGAGCACAUCAAGAAACUGAUGCAGGGCUGCAAUUUUCCACCUACAGAAACAGUGGAUGAUUUGAUUGAUACCUAUCUCUUUCCCAAUCUGAGGAGCCGGAGGCAGAAGGCUUCUUUUCUUGCCUAUAUGGUCAAGUGCCUGCUGGAGGCUUACAGAGGGCUCCGCAAAGUUGACAAUAGAGAUGACUUUAGGAACAAGAGGGUGGAGUUGGCAGGUGAACUCCUUGAAAGAGAACUGAGGGUCCACAUUAAACAUGCGGAGAGGCGAAUGGUGAAAGCCAUACAGAGAGACCUGUACAAAGAUAGGGAGGUGCAGACCAUCGAUCACUACUUUGAUGCCUCAAUAAUCACCAAUGGUCUUUCCAGAGCCUUCUCAACCGGAGCUUGGGUGCACCCUUACAAGAGGAUGGAAAGAAUGUCUGGUGUAGUUGCUAAUCUGAGGCGAACAAAUCCCUUGCAGGCAGUCUGUGAUAUGCGAAGAACUCGACAGCAGGUCUCAUACACAGGCAGAGUCGGUGAUGCUAGAUACCCGCACCCAUCUCAUUGGGGUAAGGUCUGCUUUCUCUCUACACCAGAUGGAGAAAAUUGUGGUCUAGUUAAGAAUCUGGCCAGCCUGGGUCUUGUCAGUACUAAAAUCCUGGAACUAGAAAGCAUUCUAAAGAGGUUUCAUGAGUGUGGAAUGGAGAAUUUGGUCGAUGAUGGUUCUUGUUUGCUUGAUGGAAAGCACAAAGUUUUUCUAGAUGGAGAUUGGGUUGGAGUAUGCAAAGAUUCUUCAUCAUUUGUUGCUAAGCUGAGACGCAAGAGACGCAAAAUGGAAAUACCUGAUCAGAUUGAGAUCAAAAGAGACAAGCAUCAGGGUGAAGUGCGUAUAUUUGCUGAUGCUGGAAGGAUACUGCGACCUCUCUUUGUUGUCCAGAACUUGAAAAAGAUCAAAGAUUUGAAAGGAGAGUUUUUGUUUCAAUCUCUUCUUAAUAAUGGCAUAGUUGAGUUGAUCGGACCGGAAGAGGAAGAAGACUGUCAAACUGCAUGGGGAAUUGACUACCUGUUCACUGCCGAACUAGAUAACCCACCUGUGAAAUAUACCCACUGUGAGUUUGAUAGUUCUUUCCUUCUAGGUUUAAGCUGUGGCAUAAUUCCGUUUGCCAACCAUGAUCAUGCUAGGAGAGUUCUUUACCAAUCUGCUAAGCACUCUCAGCAAGCCAUUGGGUACUCGACCACAAAUCCUAGCAUUCGAGUUGAUACAAACUCCCAUCAGCUGUACUAUCCCCAGAGGUCUCUUUUCAGAACCAUGCUUUCAGAUUGCCUUGGGAAGUCUAGGUAUGCUGAGCAUCACAAAGGGAUGAUGCCGCGACCUGACUUCUUCAACGGCCAGUGUGCUAUUGUGGCUGUUAAUGUUCAUCUUGGGUAUAAUCAAGAAGACUCACUUGUGAUGAACCGUGCUUCUUUAGAGCGUGGCAUGUUCAGAACUGAACAUGUUAGGAGUUACAAGGCCGAGGUUGAAAAUUCAGAAGCUGUGGGGAAAAGAACCAAGACUGAUGAGUUUGUUAGUUUUGGGAAGAUGCAAAGCAAGAUAGGGCGUGUUGACAGCCUUGAUGAUGAUGGCUUUCCCUUUAUUGGUGCAAAUCUCCAAACUGGUGACAUAGUCAUUGGAAAGCAUGCUGCUUCAGGGGUUGAUCAUAGCAUCAAGCUCAAGCAUACUGAAAGGGGCAUGGUUCAAAAGGUUGUGCUGUCAGCCAAUGAUGAGGGAAAGAACUUUGCAGUUGUGUCUUUGAGACAGGUUCGUGCUCCAUGCCUGGGGGACAAAUUUUCGAGCAUGCACGGGCAGAAAGGUGUUCUGGGGUUUCUGGAGUCUCAGGAGAACUUUCCUUUUACCAUAAAAGGAAUAGUUCCAGAUAUUGUGAUAAACCCACAUGCGUUUCCUUCUCGACAAACACCCGGACAACUUCUGGAAGCUGCCCUUGGCAAAGGGAUUGCACUUGGAGGUGGACUAAAAUAUGCGACCCCAUUUUCCACUCCUUCAGUUGAAGAUAUAACCACCCAACUUCACAGGCUCGGAUAUUCCAGAUGGGGCGGGGAAAGAGUAUAUGAUGGCCGUACAGGUGAAAAGGUUGAAUCUCUCAUCUUUAUGGGGCCAACAUACUACCAGCGUCUUACUCAUAUGGCUGAGGACAAGGUGAAGUUCAGAAAUACCGGGCCGGUUCACCCUCUUACUCGUCAGCCCGUUGCUGACAGGAAACGCUUUGGUGGAAUUAAAUUUGGUGAGAUGGAACGAGACUGCCUUAUAGCCCAUGGUGCAGCAGCCAAUCUACAUGAGCGUCUAUUCACCCUCAGCGAUUCAUCACAGAUGCACAUAUGCAGGAAGUGCAAGAACAUGGCUGGUGUGAUCCAGCGAUCAGUGUUUGGUGGUCAGAAGGUUCGUGGCCCAUACUGUCGAUUCUGCGAGUCUGUGGAAGAUGUGGUGAGGGUGAAUGUGCCAUAUGGGGCUAAGUUGCUUUGCCAAGAACUCUUCAGCAUGGGGAUUUCACUCAAGUUUGAGACUGAGUUGUGCUGAUUUUCUAUGUAAAUCUCUUCAGACAACUAUGCAUUUUGUUCUUAGCUAUUUAUGUAGAUGAAGAUGUAUGUAAGAAUUUCUAACUUGUAUGCAACUUUUCUUAGCUAAUGGCUGCUGUGAAAAACUAUGUUUUGUUUCCA
Molecule: messenger RNA, 3928 nt
Organism: Salvia hispanica
Lineage: Eukaryota; Viridiplantae; Streptophyta; Magnoliopsida; Lamiales; Lamiaceae
Product: DNA-directed RNA polymerases IV and V subunit 2-like
Biological process (GO): DNA-templated transcription
Molecular function (GO): DNA binding; ribonucleoside binding; DNA-directed RNA polymerase activity
Source: RefSeq, a predicted model, not a curated record